Cucurbitaria berberidis CBS 394.84 is the source of this 855-nucleotide messenger RNA. Its product is annotated as polysaccharide lyase family 3 protein. Gene Ontology annotation, cellular component: extracellular region. Gene Ontology annotation, biological process: pectin catabolic process. Gene Ontology annotation, molecular function: pectate lyase activity. The record is from RefSeq and is a predicted model, not a curated record. Bases 52 to 792 code for a protein of 246 amino acids. Lineage: Eukaryota; Fungi; Ascomycota; Dothideomycetes; Pleosporales; Cucurbitariaceae. The transcript is spliced from 2 exons.
CAUCUAUCAACCUUCAGUUCCUUCGCUCCAUCUCCCAAUCAUCUUUUCAACAUGAAGUUCACUCAAAUCCAACUCGCUGCGCUUGUCGCCAGCGUUGCAUCUGCUCAGACUCUCCCCAUCCCCAACCGUGUUGGAAACAUCAAUGUCCUUCCAGCACCCAGCAGCAUCUCUGGAAGCAGGAACUUUGGCAACGCCGAGUACAGCCGUGGCCGCAAGUGCAACUCUGACCAGGACACUGGCAGCGCCAACGCUGUCUUCAUCCUUGAGAAUGGCGCGUCCAUCUCCAACGUCAUCAUUGGCGCUGAUUCCCUCGAAGGAGUCCACUGCAAGGGUUCCUGCACCCUCACCAACGUCUGGUUCCGUGACGUCUGCGAGGACGCCAUCUCCCUCAUCGGCAACGGAAACGUCUUGAUCGUCGGCGGCGGCGCCCAAGAAGCCAAGGACAAGGUCAUCCAGCACAAUGCCGUCGGCACGGUGACGAUCCGCGGCUUCACUGUCGUCAACUCUGGAAAGCUCUACCGCUCGUGCGGUGACUGCACCAACAACCAGGCCAAGUCGCCCCGCAACGUCAUCGUCGAGAACGUCCGCGCCUUCGGCAUGACCUCUGACCUCGUCGGCAUCAACUCCAACUUCGGCGAUACCGCCACCAUCAGCGGAUCGUGCGGUACUACCAAGAAGGUCUGCAGCGAGUACAAGGGCGUCAACAAGGGCCAGGGCAACAGCCCCAAGCUCACCACCAAUGCCAACUGCCGUGGCGCCCAGGGCAAGCUCAACUCUCUCCCUGCUUGCUAGAUGUAAGAUGCAGACUGUCCGGUGGGGAAGUACUUGGUACUUACGGGGAUUGAGUGCUACGCC